Molecule: messenger RNA, 843 nt
Organism: Oikopleura dioica
Lineage: Eukaryota; Metazoa; Chordata; Appendicularia; Copelata; Oikopleuridae
Source: the annotation of a GenBank genome assembly
AUGAAGCUCUUCGAUCUCAGAAACACGAAGCAAGCGCUCUUUGUUAGGGACAACUUGCCGGCGCGUUAUGACGGAACUAAAAUUGCGUUCUCGCCGAAUGACAAAAUCAUCUGUGUUGGAACUUCCGGCGAGAGAGUCAAAAAGGGCGUUCAAAAGCCCGGGGAGUUGAAGUUUUUCUUGAGAGACGACAUGUCCGAAGUCAAAUCUGUUCCGUUGCAAUCGGGAUCGGCAAUCGGAAUUUUAUGGCAUCACAGAAUCAAUCAAAUUAUCUAUGGAACGUCCGAUGGAAAAGCUUGCGUCUACUUCGAUGAAAAAGUGUCUCAUAGAGGGGCGAAGCUAUGUGUUUCGAAGCGAAAGAAAGCUGCAGAAUUCGUGGAAAUGGACGCCAAUGUCCACGUCGUCGUUCCUUUCCAACCAAAGAACUUCAGGGAGCCGAAACCAUCUUCCAAAGAAACUCAAUUUGUCAAGGCGAGGAAAAAUGCUCAAGCUUCUCAUGCGCCAGAAGCACCGCUCAAUCCUACAAUGGCUGGUCAGCUCGGUCGACUCAAUGCUCCAAAUGGGACGCUGCACAAGUUUAUCGCCAAAGAGAUUGCAAUGAAAACCUCAGAUGACGAUCCAACUUUGAUUCGUCAGAAGAUUCUCAGACACGCCUACAAAGCUGAAGAAGAAGGCAACCUUAUCAACGCUGCUUAUUCACAAACACAGCCUGUCAACGUUCUAGCGGAGCACAAAACGCUGGAAGACGAAGAUGCAGAGUUCAACCAGCCUAUGUGGAAACGAAUGAAAUAUCAAGACGACAAGAAGAAGGGCAAAAUCGUCGUCGAUGAAGAAAAACUUGUCUGA